GAAAAGAGAAAAACAGCUACACAACAACCCAUGGCAUGUGUGUAGCAUUCUCAGUUCUUUAGCUGUUUAGUUUUGGCUUUUCUUUCGGGGAAGGCACUGCUUGUUCAAGAAAUAUCCUGGGAGUGUUUGUGCUCUUUUUUUGUCAGGACUGGUUUGCAUGCUCUUCUAAAGAUACCGCCUUGUCGCGGUAGUUCCAAAGGACAAUCAUGGCUUACAAUUACGUCGUGACGGCCCAGUCUUCGACUUCAGUGCAUCAAUGCUUGAAGGCAAAUAUCACCGGAAAGGACGAUGUGAACUUACUCGUGGCCAAGGGAAGAAACCUCGAGCUCUCCCUGUCCACAGCCGAGGGGCUGAAACCCAUGUUGGUAACACCUAUUCGUGGUCAUAUUGAAGUCAUGUUGGCAUAUCGACCAGAGAAUAGUGAAACUGAUCACAUUUUCUUGCUGACAGAGCGUCUCUGGGCCAUGGUAUUUUCGUAUGAUCAGGAAACCAAGGAGUUUGUCACACACUGCUGUGGAGAUGCUUAUCAACGCACCGGUCGUCCGUGUGACACUGGCUUCAUUGGCGUCAUCGAUCCUCGCCACAAGGUCAUUGCCCUGCGCCUUUAUGCCGGGAUGAUCAAGAUUAUUCCACUGGAGCAGCUGCACAAGUCGCAGCAGUUCUUUACGUUUGAUGUGCGCCUUGAGCACCUGCAGCUGAUUGACAUGUGCUUCCUGCAUAACAGUGAUCAACCAACGCUGGCAUACAUUCACCAGGAUGAGGCAUCCCACCGACAUGUUCAAACAGUAGUUCUGGAUAUUGACGAGCAAGAAAUCAAGGCAGGACCCUGGAGUCGCCAACAUCUAGAGGUUGAAUCACAUAUGAUCAUACCAGUUGAAGAUUAUUUUGGUGGCGUGGUGAUCGUUGGGCAGCAAACCAUCCUCUAUCACUCUGGUGCUUCUGGUAAACACCGCUCGGUUGCGCCCCCGGAGCUCAAGAGAAGUGUCAUCCAGUGUCACUGUAUGUUGGAUCAUAGCCGUAUCCUGCUCAGCGACAUCUCUGGCACGGUCUUCAUGCUGCUGCUGCGUGAGGACCCAAACUCCUCCAUGCCUGGCCGCUCUACUGUUGGCGAGCUCAGAUUGGAGGACCUUGGAAAGGUUACUAGUGCGCGUAGUAUCUCAUACCUGGACAACUCAGUGGUUUAUAUCGGUUCGCCGUUUGGUGACAGUCAGCUUGUUCGACUGCUUGCGGAUGCCAAUGAGCAAGGCUCUUUUCUUGAAGUGAUAGAUACCAUUGUGGGUAUUGGACCGAUAACUGAUAUGGCAGUUGUGGACCAGGACCGUCAAGGGCAAGGAUCGGUGGUGACGUGCAGUGGCUACGGUCACACGGGAUCGUUACGUGUAGUGCGCAGCGGUAUUGGUAUUCAGGAGGUAGCAGUGUCCGACACGGGCAGCACUAUUCAAGGUGUCUGGGCUAUUGCCUGUGGUGCUGACACUGAUCUACAUUCAGCUGUUGUUGUGGCGCUCAUUGAGCAGACUAUCAUUGUUCAAUUUACUGAUGAUGAGCUUGGACAGAUGACUGACGGCCACGAUUUCGUUCAGUCUGAGGAGACCAUCUUUGCUUCUAACCUAUCUUUUGGCUUCAUCAUUCAAGUGGUUGAGUCUCAAGUUCGCCUUAUCGAAGCAACGUCGAUUAGCAUGAAGCAGGAGUGGAAGCCGCCGUGUGGUAUGCCCAUCACUGCCGCGAGCUCUAACAGUGAGCAGGUGGUUGUGGCCUGCUCGGAGCAUCUCUACUAUCUCACAGUCUCCGAGGAUGGCCUUAUCGAGGAGAGCCAUACGGUUCUGGACAACGAGGUAUCGUGCAUCGACGUAUCAGUAACGACGGCUGGCAAUCGUACCAACCUCUGCGCCAUAGCGCUGUGGAAAGACAUCAGCGUGCUUUUGCUGCGCUUGCCGUCUCUGGAGCUGGUGACGAGUGCUGCUCUAGGUGGAGAGCUCGUGUCGCGCUCGGUCGUGAUGUGCGUGUUUGAGGGACAAGACUAUCUCUUUGUGUCGAUGGGUGACGGCGGAGUGGUGUACUUCCCUGCAGAAUUCUCCACUGGCCAGCUUGGUCAGCGGAAGCGUGUAGUACUCGGGACACAGCCGACGACUAUGCGUCCAUUCCACACUGCAUCGUCAUUCAACAUCUUUGUGUGCAGUGACCGUCCCAGCGUCAUCUACUCCUCCAAUUCAAAGCUUCUGUUCGCCAAUGUCAACUUCAAGGUUGUGGACUAUGUCUGUCCUAUCAACACAGCAGCAUAUCGCGACAGCUUAAUCAUUGUGUCUCAGUCAGUGAUGACGUUUGGCAAGGUGGAUGACAUUCAAAAACUACACAUUCGUUGCGUGCACUUGGGGGAGACGCCAAGGCGUAUUGCUUUUGACGAGGUCUCGGGAGCUUUCGGAGUGGUUGUGGACCGCGAGGUGGCCACGCAGCAGUCUGUGGUGAGAAUGCUGGCUAACAACUGCUCUGGAGCAGCUCAAAACGAAAAGAGGGCCAAGGAGAUGGAGGCGGCGGCGGAAGACUCGGACCCUUUGGUCGUCGGAGGUGCAAACGCUCCAAGGAUGCAUGUCAACCCACAAAUGAUCUCAACGUUCUGUGUGAUUGACAUGCAAAGUUUUGAGAUCCUUCACGCACAUGAGCUGCUACGAAAUGAGAACGUGAUGAGUCUGUGUGUUGUCCACUUCGCAAACGAACCGGAACCGUUUUUCUGCGUUGGAACCGCUAUUCCUGAGAAAGAUGAUGAUCAAGAGGAGAAGCAAGGUUACAUUCAUCUCUUCCAAUGGAGAGACUCCAAGUUUCUUCCCGUGGCACAGAAGGAGGUCGGUGGUGCAGUCUACUCCCUAUCUAACUUCAAUGGAAAGCUACUGGCGGCUGUGAACAACUGUGUGGCCGUUUACGAAUGGACGGACUCCAAGGAACUUCGCUGCGAGUGCCAGCAUCAGGAGUUCAUCAUGUGUCUUUUCUUGAAAGUCAAGGGUGACUUUAUAUUGUGUGGUGACUUGAUGAGAUCGCUUUCAUUGCUGCAGUACAAGGUGGAGGGCACACUGGAAGUGGUUGCAUCCGACUUUCAAACUAACUGGGUAUAUGCCAUUGACAUUCUGGAUUACGAUUCGUUCAUUGGUGCUGAAGAGUACGGCAACUUAUUCACAGUGAUGCGAGACAGCUCUGCAACAAGUGACGAUGAGCUGCGACGACUCAGUGUGACCGGACGUUUCCACAUCAGUGAUCAUGUCAAUGUGUUCAGACACGGUUCUUUGACGAUGAAAGAUAACGAGUCAAAGCUGCGACUCAGCUCUGUGCUUUUUGGCACUGUGUCUGGCUCUGUCGGUGUUAUCAUUACAUUGAAGAAGGAGACGUUCGAAUUCCUGCAGGAACUGCAAAACAAACUGGCAGCCGUAAUAACCACUGUGGGCAACAUACCAUUUGCCGAGUUCCGAUCAUUUGCGUCAUCCGGCCGUCGCGAGCCUAUGUUCGGCUUCAUUGACGGAGAUCUCAUUGAAAGUUUCCUGGACCUUCCGACACACAAGAUGGAAGAAGUUGCAUCAGGGUUGCAGAGAAGUGAAGGCCCAGACCGCACAGUUCCAGUCACAGUCGACUAUCUGAAUAAGUUCGUAGAGGAACUGACCCGCUUCCACUGAACACACGCACGGCCGAGCUGUGUCUGCCUGCUGUGUGUGUGCCCCUCAAGUCAAUUCGAGCAUGUUUGCUCUUGGCGUAUGCUGGAACUAGUGUAGCCCGUGUGCUCGGCGGGACUGUGCUUUACCUCGUCGAGAUCUGUGCAACGGCGGCGAGAUUUUAACUUUGGCUCCGGUCUCCAACGGGAGCGCGCGCCGAUGAAUGUUCUGUGUAUGCAGCAGCGCGGCCUGUUGUCACACAGCUGCCCGCUACCGACACCACCGAGCAACGGCGCAAGUGUCGACCGUAUGCGGCUCGCACUUCUGCAUGCCACGUCAGCCGCAUCGCCGUGUUCUGCCAUGCUCUCGCUCUCCUCUCGCGGAUUCUGCUCAUCAUCCGUGUCGCGAGUGGUGACCAACACGUGUAGUUAGACAUGCUUCAGAUUUUUGAAAAGGUUUUUUAACUCUCCAUCUCACACGGCGCACAUCUGUUGAUUGUUUUCGCCCCAGUUGUGUGGGUUUGUUCGAUUGUUGGGAUUGCUAGCACCCUGAAUGCACACAUGCCAAUUCACUCACAUUAUGAUGCUAUUAUGCUUGUGUUUUCCUGCUAACAACCUAACAGUUACUUGGACUUGUUUUUACGUGCUCCCGAGCGAGACAACCUGGUGUGCUGUGUACAACUGUAUACUUCAAAAGUAUGUGCAUUGUUUUCUUUUCGUCUUCUUCUGGUUGUUGUUGUGUGUUUGUAUAUUUGUGUGUGUGUGUGUGUGUGUGUGUGUUUGUUUGUUUAUGUAUCUACGUGUGCACCGCCCCAACUUGCCCAAGCCAAGUGCAUGUACUUUCUUGGUGACAUAUCGCCUUGAGAGAUUUUCUCUCCUUUUUUUGGCUCUUUUCCACCUAGCGCUUGCCUGGUAGGCACUGGCUGCCUGUCCUGUGCGUUCCAUGCAUUGUUGAUUGCUGAAGUGUGAUCAUAGUCGUGUGUAAUGGUACACGUGUCCUUGUCAUCUA
This is a messenger RNA of Sycon ciliatum, 4640 nucleotides long. Its product is annotated as DNA damage-binding protein 1-like. Gene Ontology annotation, molecular function: protein binding; nucleic acid binding. NCBI's taxonomy places the organism in Eukaryota, Metazoa, Porifera, Calcarea, Leucosolenida, Sycettidae. Gene Ontology annotation, biological process: proteasome-mediated ubiquitin-dependent protein catabolic process; DNA repair. The record is from RefSeq and is a predicted model, not a curated record. The transcript is spliced from 31 exons. Bases 207 to 3656 code for a protein of 1149 amino acids. Gene Ontology annotation, cellular component: site of double-strand break; nucleus.